AUGGAGCCAUGUGGGGUUCUGUUGCUUCCUAUCAAAUGUGAGUUUCAUAUCCAUUAUCUCCUCCGUCUCCAUGACAGGUUUGCCAUCAACCUGGGCCGGGAUCGCGACAACCUCCUUCUGCACUUCAACCCUCGCUUUGAUACAAGUGACAUUGUGUGUAAUUACAAGGCGUGUGGAGUGUGGGGUCAGGAGCUGCGAGAGUCGCUGUUCCCUUUCCAACAGGGAGAAGAAGCCAAGAUCUCCAUCUCCUUUGAUGCCAAGGCAGCGACGGUGACGAUGCCAGGAAACAAGGUGAUCAAGUUCCCCAACCAGCUUGGGUUGGAUUCUGUACAUUUCUUCUCGGUGGCUGGAGACUUCAAGAUCAAAUCCGUCAAGUUUCUGAACUUUUAUGCUCCCUUUGCAGCUCUGAACUAA
Molecule: messenger RNA, 414 nt
Organism: Zootoca vivipara (common lizard)
Lineage: Eukaryota; Metazoa; Chordata; Lepidosauria; Squamata; Lacertidae
Source: RefSeq, a predicted model, not a curated record